AUGAUCGACAAGAUGCAACAUGGUAUGAAUUACUUUCCGUAUAGAUGUGCAGAAGGAAACCUUUAUGGAAAUUCAUCAAAUCAAUCAGGUGCUCCACCACAACCUGGGAUUCAACCUGGCGUUCUACCCGGAGUUCAACACCCGUCUAUGACACAACCUCGGGCACAAAUCCCGGUCGCUACAGUUGAACCACGAGUACGAUUUCCAUCUGCAGCUCAACCUAGAGCACAUUUUCCGCCACCUGCUCAACCUCGAGGAUGUGUAUUCUCAUCUUUGGUUCCAUGUGCGGAAGCAAGGUCUGCUGAUGGAACUUCAUCUCAACCUCGAAAAACCAUAUUUAUUGAACCUCAACCUCAACCUCAAAAAUCACAAUCUCGAAAAUCCGAACCUCGAAAAACCAUAUUUAUUGAACCUCAACCUCAACCUCAAAAAUCACAAUCUCGAAAAUCCGAACCUCGAAAAUCUGCACCUCAAAAAUCCGAACCUCGAAAAUCUGCACCUCAAAAAUCUGAACUUCGAAAAUCGGAACCACGAGAAUCGAAACCUCGAAAAUCUGAACCAAGAGAGUCAGAACCUCGAAAAACUGAACUUCGAAAAUCGGAACAAGAUGUUAAAGAAACUCAGCAUGCUGAUACGGUGGAAAAAACGGACUCCAUUCAGCGUAGACCAUCAAGAUGGGAACCAGUUGAGGAAUACAUUCCAGCAACAACGAACAAAAUUGAAGAUGAAAUUUACAUUCCAACUCCAAAGGUUCAAGAAACGGAAGAGGAACGACCGUCUUCACCUGUUUCAAUUAGCUCGGAAUCAUCAAGUUCAUCUGAUUCCUCUAGUUCUUCAUCCAGUUCUUCUUCAUCGUCAUCAUCGUCUGACAAGGCAGUUAAACAAUCGUCUUCUUCUGAAGUCGCAAAUACUUUAACAGUGGCAGAACCUUCAAAAGUAGUUAACACUUUAAAUGUGGUGAAAAAUUCAGACGUGACCGAACAACAUUUAAUAGAAAAAACUUCCGAUGUGUCCACGUCUUCUAAACCUAAUGAAUCAAUAAGUGUCAGUGAUCCUUGUAUCAGAAAAUUAACAAAACCCAAAACAAUUACAGGCAAGAGAAAGAGGUCUAAAAAUCGCAAAAGUGAUGACGAUGGGGAUAAAAAACACAAGGAUAAACCUAAGAGAGCAAAAAAAAGUUCAUAG
Molecule: messenger RNA, 1185 nt
Organism: Leptopilina boulardi
Lineage: Eukaryota; Metazoa; Arthropoda; Insecta; Hymenoptera; Figitidae
Product: probable serine/threonine-protein kinase samkC
Exons: 3
Coding region: 1-1185 (394 amino acids)
Source: RefSeq, a predicted model, not a curated record